Messenger RNA from Alosa alosa (allis shad), 758 nucleotides. It is a transcript of the gene crcp, whose product is annotated as calcitonin gene-related peptide-receptor component protein. Gene Ontology annotation, cellular component: RNA polymerase III complex. Gene Ontology annotation, molecular function: nucleotide binding. The record is from RefSeq and is a predicted model, not a curated record. Lineage: Eukaryota; Metazoa; Chordata; Actinopteri; Clupeiformes; Clupeidae. The transcript is spliced from 6 exons. Bases 178 to 603 code for a protein of 141 amino acids. Gene Ontology annotation, biological process: transcription initiation at RNA polymerase III promoter.
UUUUUGCUUAAAAUACUGCCUUUGUUUUUUUAUACGUUUUAUGACAUAGGCCUACCAUCCUAGUGAACUUGUGCGACGUCAUAUGUGUCUGUGUUCUAAAGAUCAAACUAGGAACUAAGGUAAUAUAGACGUUAUAUUUGACGGGAUGUUAAAGAAGUCGGACAACAGCACAUCAACAUGGACGUGAGGGAUGCAAAUGCGGGAAUGCUAAGCAACUAUGAGGUGUAUCAACUCCUCACAGACCUCAAGGAGAAGAGGAAAGAGAGCGGUAAAAAACACAGCACGGGUCAGCAGAAUCUGAACACCAUUAUGUAUGAGACUUUGAAGUACCUUUCCAAAACGGCAUGUUCUCGACAGAAUCCCGAGAUUGUGAAGGAGUUUCUCACCACCAUGCGCGGCCACAAACUCACCAAAGCAGAGAAGCUUCAGCUCCUAAAUCAUAGGCCGCAAACUGCUGUCGAGAUCCAGCUGAUGGUGGAGGAGAGUGAGGAAAGACUGUCGGAAGAGCAGAUUGAAGAACUCAUCCAGAAGGUGACAGACGUUCUCCCAGGAGACCCUGCAGAAGAAGGGGAGGCCGAUAUGGAGGCCUCAGCAGACCAGUAGAACCCUUUCUUUCAUUGUAUCCCGUGUGUGUGUGUGUGUGUGUAUGUAGAUUUCCCUGAAAACAAAUAUAUUUGUAGAAAGGAGUUUGUGACCAGUGUGAAAUAUUUAUUUAAAAUUUUAUUUUUACUGUCUGAAUAAAAAAUAGAAUCUCACAA